UAUACAUGCCUGCAUCCCCGCAUCUCCUCUGCAUCGCCACCCAACCCAACCCAAUCCAGCGCAGCCCAAAAGACAACAUACACCACACCAUCACCGUCGACACCACCAUGGCCACCCAGCUGCUCCCGACCGGCACGACGCCACGCUACGCACACCUGUACACUGCACUGCAGCCUGCCUCCGUCUCGUUCUACCUGCCCCAGCCCCAGCCCCAGGUACCCGUCUCAUCGCGCCCGCCGCCCCACGCGUUCGUCCGCGCACGCCGUCUGCCGCUCCGGCAUGCCCAACACGCCGACGAAGACGACAUGGGCGAGACCGUCAUGGACACCGCAGAGGGUAUUCCGGCUGCCAGAACCAGCACCAUCGCCGCCGACGACAUCCUCGCCGCGCUGCGCACGUCCUCGCAUGCCCCCCCGCACAGCAGCUGGGGCGCGCACCUCGUCGCGCACCUGCGCGCGACACAGCAGCUCGGCCGCCUCACCGCCGCGCUCCGUGCCGCCGAGCGCGCCGUCGGCCUCGACUGCAUCCGCCUCUGCUGGCUCUUCUCCGCCCCUGCUCACGAGCUAAAGGCCACGGCCAUGGCUGUGCAGCGCGUCCUCGCCGCCAACGCCGGCGUGCUGACAUUCCACUCGCUGCACGAAGGCGGCCUCGCAUACAGCUUUAGCGUCGCCAUCAGCGAGCCGCUCGGCGCUGCGCUCCUGCACGCAGAGUGCGCGCUCUCCAAAGCGGUGCACGCCCACGCCCCCAGUCCCGUACAGCAGAGGCUCCCCGCCGCGCGCGCCGCCCUCGCACGCAUCUGCGCGUCCUCUUCCUCCACCUCCUCCGAGGCACUGGCACCGGCACCGGAAUUCUGGGUUCUGCGCGAACGCUGUGCGCCGUUCGCGCCUGUUUGCGGUGCGCAGGCAGAGACGGGCGCUGCCGCCGCUGGCGUCGUCCGCGUCAGCGAGGCAGAAUACUCCGGCUUGCUGCGCGGCGGUGCUCCGAUGCGCCUCCGCCGUGCCCUGCGCUCAAUUCAGGCCGAGCUGUCCGAACUGGACCUCUCCCUCUCCUCCUGGGCCGAGGUGGUGCGCGCGUUCGAGCAGCUCGGGCAACAGCAGCGUGCGCACGCCCCCGCCGACGCCGCGAGCAACGACACCGACGAUGCCGACGCGCCGCGUGGCCGCUCACGCUCCCUGCACAGCACCACAAGCCCUGGCGCGGGCGUGGGCGCAUCAUCGGCGUCGCUGCACCAAGCUGCCGCAGGCAAGUCUGGCGAACACAGGAACGACAGCGCCGUCGCCGGUCUCGGCUUUAGUCCUCAGGAGGAGCGGCGCGUGCAUGGGCCCGACCUCGCUGAAGACGACGAUGACGACGGAGACAACGAGAGCGGCGCGCGCGCAGGAAUGCAUGCAAAGUGCAAACGCAAGCGUCUCGAUGCGAGCGCGCUGCGUUUGGAAGACUGUGCCGUCGACAUGUCUAACGGCAGCGCAGCGCUCGUGCUGCCUUUGAGCGCGCUGCGUCAGAUUGCCUUUGUCUAGUCUACGCACUCGUCUGUCAAAUGCGCGCGCCGCUCCUCCUCUUCUCUGCGAAAUGAGGCGUCGCACCCCCGUUUGCUUCAUCAUAGCUUGUACAAUUACAAAUCUCAAUCGAACAAUCACACAUGCCCUCGUAAUGGAA
This is a messenger RNA of Tilletiaria anomala UBC 951, 1656 nucleotides long. RefSeq lists its product as uncharacterized. Lineage: Eukaryota; Fungi; Basidiomycota; Exobasidiomycetes; Georgefischeriales; Tilletiariaceae. The transcript is spliced from 3 exons. The annotation marks the transcript as partial. The record is from RefSeq and is a predicted model, not a curated record.